AUGGCCCUUGGGAGCAUCGUGCUGAAAAAGAUUGUGAAUAGAGGUGAUGAUCACAGAGAUCUGGUGGUACCUCACACAAAUGCAUUGUCAUUUGUCUUGCUCUUCCUAUUUCCAUUGCUGCUGUCAGGAGUUUGGUUUCCCAAAAGUUUACCCUGUGAUGUUAAAGCCUCUGAAGGUACCGUGACAGUCGACUGCACUGAUCGACAUCUCCUGGAAGUCCCCAAAGGGAUCCCUGCAAAUGUGACCAACCUUACCCUGAGUAUUAAUCAUAUCCCCCAUAUCUCUCCAACAUCCUUUUCUUAUCUUCAAAACCUCAUGGAGAUUGACUUCAGAUGCAACUGUGUGCCUGUCAGAAUGGGGCCCAAAGAUCACGUGUGCACCACAAUACCAAGGAUUGAGAAUGGCAGCUUUUCUGCCCUGACAAGCCUGAAGUCAUUGUAUUUGGAUGCAAACCGGUUGCCAGAAAUACCCCAGGGUCUUCCCAUUAGUUUAAGUCUGCUGAGCCUGGAAGCAAACAGCAUCUUUUCUAUCCAGAAAGUCAAUUUUUCAGAGCUAGGAAACAUAGAAGCAUUGUAUCUGGGACAGAACUGCUACUACCGUAACCCAUGCAACGUUUCAUUUGAAAUUGAAAAUACAGCCUUUUUGGAGCUGAAAAAAUUAACAAUACUAUCCCUGAAGUCUAACAAUUUAACACACAUUCCUCCCAAUUUGCCAUCUACUUUAAAGGAACUGUAUAUUUAUAAUAACAUGAUUCAAGUGAUUCAAGAAUAUGAUUUAAGUGCCCUUCAGAACCUAGAAAUUCUUGAUCUAAGUGGUAAUUGCCCACGUUGCUAUAAUGCCCCAUAUCCUUGUACUCCUUGCCCCAAGAUUACAAUUCAGAUACAUUCAAAGGCUUUUUAUUCCUUGAAAAAUUUAAGAAUUUUACGACUUCACAGUAAUUCUCUUCAGAGCAUACCCAGCAGGUGGUUUAAAAACAUCAGGAAUCUCAAAGAGCUUGACCUGUCCCAAAAUUUCCUCAUGAAGGAGAUUGGAGAUGCUCAGUUUUUGAAGUCUAUCCCCAGCCUUGUAAUGCUCGAUCUGUCCUUUAAUUUUGAAUUGAAGAUGUAUCCUCCAUCCUUGAAUCUUUCUAAAACAUUUUCUUCCCUCUCUAACCUUGAAACCCUGAGGCUCAAGGGUUAUGUCUUUAAAGAACUGAGAGAAGGAAAUCUGGAUCCAUUGCGCCGUCUUAGAAAUCUAACGGUGUUGGAUCUUGGGACUAACUUUAUUAAAAUUGCUGACCUGAGAGUGUUCAAGGAAUUUCCAUCUCUUAAACUCAUAGACCUCUCAGUGAAUAAAAUUUCUCCUUCUUCAGCUGAAAGCAACUUUUAUGGAUUUUGCUCUAAUCCUAGGGUUUCAGUAGAGCAAUACAACAGGCAGCUAUUACAAGAGAUGCAUUAUUUCAGGUACGAUGUGUACGGGCGAAGCUGCAGGUCCAAAGACAAAGAGGCUGCUUACUAUGAAUCUUCAGUUAAGGAAGACUGCCUGAAAUAUGGAGAAACUUUGGAUUUAAGCAGAAACAACAUAUUUUUUAUUAACCCUUCAGACUUCUGGGGUCUUAGUUACCUCAAAUGCCUCAACUUGUCAGGUAAUGCAAUAAGUCAAACUUUAAAUGGAAGUGAAUUUAACUACUUGUCUGGAUUGAAAUACCUGGAUUUUUCUAACAACAGGAUUGACUUGCUCUACUCCACUGCUUUCCAAGAGCUAAAACUAUUAGAAGUUCUAGACUUGAGCUACAACAAACAUUAUUUUCUGGCAGAAGGUGUUACUCAUGUACUUAGUUUUAUGAAAAACUUGGCUUAUCUGCAGAAGCUGAUGAUGAAUGAGAAUGAGAUUUCUACCUCAAUUAGCACAGGAAUGGAAAGCCAGUCUCUUCGAAUUUUAGAAUUCAGAGGAAAUCGCUUAGAUGUUUUAUGGAAGGAUGGGAAUCCUAGAUACUUGUCAUUCUUCAAGAAUCUGACCAGCCUGGAACAACUGGAUAUUUCCUUCAACUCACUCAGUUUUUUCCCUAGUGCUGUUUUUCAAGCCCUGCCUCCAGAACUCAAGAUCCUCAACCUGACCAAUAACCAAAUGAAGAGUUUCAAUUGGGGAGCCCUCAGCUAUAUAAAGAAACUAGAAACUCUGGACCUCAGCAAUAACCUUCUGACCACCGUUCCCCGAGAACUGUCCAAUUGCUCUUCAACGCUCAAAGAACUGAUACUCCGAAACAACCGCAUUCGCAAGCUAACGAAGUAUUUUCUCAGAGAUGCUUUUGAAUUGAAAUACUUGGACCUCAGCUCAAAUGAGCUCCAAAUAAUUAAGGAAUCUAGCUUCCCUGAAAAUGUCAUUAAUAACCUAAAGAUGCUGCUUUUGCAUGGCAAUCCUUUCAAGUGCAAUUGUGAUGCUGUGUGGUUUGUUUGGUGGAUUAAUCAGACUCAAGUGACUAUUCCUCUUCUGGCCACAGAUGUGACUUGUGCUGGCCCAGGAGCACAUAAAGGAAGGAGUCUGGUUUUCUUGGAUCUGUAUACCUGUGAGCUAGACACCUCAUAUUUGAUCCUGUAUGCUCUGUCAGCUUCAACUAUCCUAGGCUUAAUGAUGCUCACUGUAACUAGCCAUCUCUAUUUUUGGGAUAUGUGGUAUGGUUACCAUUACUGCACUGCCAAGUUGAGGGGAUAUCGGCGUUAUCUUCCAGAUGCUUGCUAUGAUGCUUUUGUUGCCUAUGACACUGAAGAUCCAGCUGUGAAUGAGUGGGUGAUGAAAGAACUGGUUGAAAGGCUGGAAAAUCAAGAAGCCAGGCAGUUCAAUUUAUGCCUUGAACAAAGGGACUGGCUCCCAGGACAUCCAGUUUUUGACAACCUUUCCCAGAGUAUUCAGCUGAGCAAAAAGACCAUAUUUGUGCUGACCAAAAAAUAUAUUAAAAGUGGCAGCUUCAGGACAACAUUUUAUAUGGCCCACCAGAGGCUCCUAGAUGAAAAAAUGGAUGUCAUUAUCUUGAUAUUUCUUGAGAAGGUUUUGCAGAAGUCUCGGUAUGUUCGUCUGAGGAUGAGGCUCUGCAGAAGUUCUGUUCUGGAAUGGCCAACUAACCCUCGGUCUCAGCCUUACUUCUGGCAUUGCCUAAAAAAUGCAAUAGCCACGAGCAAUGCCCAGGCUUACAAUAAGCUUCUCCAAGAAACUGUUUAGCUUCCCUGUAAAUUUUGCUAUGUUCCAAGGUGAGCAAUAGAUCCUAAACUUCUCCUAGAGAAACUGUCAGAGCAUGGAGGAUAAAUGUGAUAUUGUACCCUAAAAUGAAAUGCGCGAUUAGUCCCAAAGCUGAUAGUACACUUUUUUUUUGCAUUGACAGGAUUAAACAGAAACUGUUGCCAGCACAG
Messenger RNA from Calypte anna (Anna's hummingbird), 3383 nucleotides. RefSeq names its product toll like receptor 7 (gene TLR7). The record is from RefSeq and is a predicted model, not a curated record. Gene Ontology annotation, biological process: positive regulation of interleukin-6 production; toll-like receptor 7 signaling pathway; defense response to virus. Gene Ontology annotation, cellular component: plasma membrane. Gene Ontology annotation, molecular function: pattern recognition receptor activity; protein binding. Lineage: Eukaryota; Metazoa; Chordata; Aves; Apodiformes; Trochilidae.